AUGUCUGACCAACAGCGUCGGCGUUUUGGCAUCCUCCGGAGUGCUGUCCUGCGAGCCCGCAAGACAUGGCUGGAGAAGAGCGAGCUGCCAGGACACACGUGGCCGGAAGGCCGUGUCUUUACAUGUGCCACCGACUGCAGUGGCCUGGAGGCGCCACUCUUUGGGAUGAAGCUCCUGGGAUUGCAGUUCCGGCAAUGGUGGGGAAGUGACAUCGAUGAGAACGCUCGUCGCUGGAUACGUGCGCAAGGGAUGUGCCCGCUGCUUUUCCACAAUGCCAUCGAACGACGCUUGCCAGAGCAUGUGGAGCCAUGUUGCUUGGACGGCUACUGGCUGGGCUUUCCCUGCCAGCCCUUCAGCGCUGCUUCAGUUCGUGCACGAGGAUUCCAGGACAAAAGAACAGAAGUUCUCAGGGCUGGCCUCCGAGCCAUGAUGCACGCCCGGCCAUUCUGGGCAGUGCUGGAGAACGUAAAGGGAAUUGUCCGUGCCCGACACCAAAAGGGAUUCAAGAAGAUGCUCACGCAGGAAGGGAUCACAGAUCACUAUGCAGUUGCCAUCGCCAGGAUUUGCCCGCACGCGAACCUGCGGGAGCCCAUACGAAGACCUCGAGUUUUCUUUCUGUGCACUCGAAAAGACUGUGCUCUCACGGACGACCAGAAUCUUGUGAAGGAGCUGCUUCAGAACGUGUGUGCUGAAGUGCAGGGGUCUUUGCCACCUGCUGAGUUGGAGGACUACUUGCGGGAGGUGGUCAAAAAGGAGGAUGUCGGGAGGGAGAACAAGGGCAAGCAGGGGGCUCCAACUGAGAAGAAAUGGGUGGAGCAGCAUGGGCAGGUUCGCGAACAAUUGGGCCUUCCAUAUCUUUCUGACAUGACGGAGCUUUCGCGCAAGGCAAACCACCUUCCUGGCCUCACACUGCGGCAGCAAAGCCUGGUGGAGAUCAAGACACACGGUCUCCAGAAGCACGACUAUCCGGUCAUCCUCGAUGUCUCUCAGUCCUUGGGGCGUGCACCAAUGCUGUCUGGAGUGUGCCCUUGCUUGACAAGAGGAGCGCAGCCUGUCAUGAUUUCUGGGGAUGGUCGCGGUCGCCUUCUCAGCAGCCACGAAUGCUUGGCGCUCAUGGGCUUCCCCCUCAGCAUGACGACAAUGCCAACAAGUGUCGGGGAUGCUGCUCUGCAUGCCUUGGCCGGAAAUUCGAUGCACAUCACCUCCAUUGCCCUGGCGACCAUGCUGGCAAUAAGCCUUGUGAACUGGGAAGCCACAGGCAGGGGGGAUGCACCUCCGGUCUUGCGGCGGCUUUCUUGCAAGACAAAGGUAACGACACCCUUGCAGCAGGUAACGCGGGAGGUUGAGAGUUCUGGCUCCAUGGGGAAGAAGAAGCAGCGCAUUGCCGGGAGGCCAAAGAUCAAGCGCCGCCUGAGCGACAUUUUCAGCCGGGUGCCAGCAUCGUGUGCUGUGCGGAAACCGCGGCCGCGCAGAGCUCAGCACAUCAGCUCCACCCCUGAGCGCAGAAGCAGCGCCAGCAGCGCGAGCAUCAGAGCAAGGACUCCUGGGAAGGCAGUGGCUGCAAAGCAGCCCAAGAGGCGCCUCAGUGACAUUUAUGAGUCUUGA
This is a messenger RNA of Symbiodinium natans, 1605 nucleotides long. Lineage: Eukaryota; Dinophyceae; Suessiales; Symbiodiniaceae. The record is from the annotation of a GenBank genome assembly.